AUGGAAAACGUAAGAAAAGAGUUCGACAGCCUGCUGAAGCACACACCAGACACAGCUCGCUCAAUAUGGUCAAUCAAUACAUCUGAAGCGGUAUAUGAUCACCUGAACUCCAUUAACAGCAAACCUAAUGGAAGAACGACAUUUAGCAUCAGGGUCGAUGGCAUCAUAGAAACUUUGGAUAGCUUCCUCUACGUAGUCAGGGAAACACUCGAUGCUAUUCUGGACAAAAACCAGGAGUAUGAACCUAUGAUUUGGGGGAGUACAGCUCAGAUUUUGGCUCAAGCAUGUGAGAGAAGGACGACGCAUGAAAAGGUAGUUUUUAUGCUCGAAGACCUUACUAUCUCUACUGCAUUGCCAUCAUCGACCAUCACGGGAUUUCGAUCAAAGUUCCUCAACUGUUUCGUUCGUCGGCUAUUUGCAGAACUGGCAAUAGGUCUAUUACAGCUGGCUUUGAUUCUUCAGAAGUAUCCACAAGGUAUGCCACUCUAUGUUUCUACGUCAUUGGAGCUUCGACUGACAGUAUUGAAAGCACCCGAUAAGAAACAACCAAAGUUUGUCGAGUUUGAAGAAGGGCACAUUAAGGCUAUACAAAGGGUCAAGGCAUGGGCCGACCGUGUCAAAGGAGUAAACUCCUAUGGCUCAUCAACCUCACCAUUAGUAUCACGGCCUAUUCGACUUUCAGGUGACCAGAUACCAAUCAGCCUCAACGAGCAUUUUCUUGGACGUGAAGACGACCUGCGCAUACUUCGCCACAAACUUGAAUCUUCUACCGGAUGUCUCUCUGUAGUGAGCAUUCAUGGCCUACCGGGUAUAGGCAAGACUGAGCUAGUAGCACAAUAUUGCAAAAGAUAUAGAAACAAGUACGACGCGUGUCUCUGGGUUACAUCCGACAAGCAGGCCAAAAUCAUCGACGCACUGUCAGGAUACACCAUGAUGCUGCAACUGACGGGAAGUUCAGUGGAGAAUGAGCCCAGGAAUGUCCAGAUAUUGCUGUCUUGGUUACGAACCACCUGGGUAAAAUGGCUCGUCGUUUUCGACAAUCUUGACGAUCCAUCUGAAAUCAACGACUUUUGGCCGUCUGGCGGCAGCGGCCACAUCAUCAUAACCACCAGAAGUCACACCACCGCUGAGUGUUGGUCUGCGGUGACACUUCAAAUUCCUCCGCUGAGUCCUGAAUGCUGCAAAGAACUCUUCUACAGCAUCAGUGGCAAACACAAGAUCAGGCAACACAAUCAACAGAUGGAUGCUGUCAUGAGAGAAUGGGAAGGCGUACCGCUAGCCUUGAACCACAUCGGCAGUUACAUAAGCAGCCGACGUCUGAGUAUCGAGCAAUUUCUAAAGAUUUAUCAUGACUAUGCUUAUGAGAUUUAUCGGUCCAAGUAUGGCAAGAGGAAAUAUCCACACAGUAUUGCAACCGCGUUCUCAGUUAGCAAGGUGGAAGGAAGUAACAAACUUCUACUGCAAUCCUUGUGUUUCCUAGAUCCGGACAGAAUCCCCACCGACAUUCUCCUGUGGGAAUCUAAUACAGGUCAAGUAGCGACCAGAAUACCGAGUGCAUACGAGUUAUACGAAGCGAUAUCGAGCCUCUCCGAGGGCGGUUUGGUGACUCAAACCGAUGAGUACAUCGCUAUCCACAGAUUCGUACAGCGAGUCAUUUUGACGGGAAUGACGAACGCAGAAAGGAUCUCAAUGUUCGAUCACACUCUGUCUCUUCUGUAUCAGAAAUUUCCCCGUGAAAUUGCUGGCAAGCCAAUGUGGGAAAACUGGGUUCAGUGCAAUGCCUACGUCCCGCAUGUCCAAUUCCUUUGUCAACGAUACAACGAACUGUUCAAAGACAGUCGAAAAAAUGUUCAGCUUGCUGAACUGUUGAGUUCUUGCACCUGGUAUCUCGUAGAACGCUGCCUGUUCACAGAGGCGGAGCCUUUGAUAUUGAUCGCUCAAGCUGUGUGCCCGGAUCAGGGUCAAGCUUCGCUGACGCUCGCCACUGUAUUGUUUAACUUGGCUGGCGUUCGAUUUGAGUGCAAUCGGAUUGAUGAAGCGCUAGAACUUUGCAAAAAGGUAUUGACAAUCCGACAGCAAAUGCUCCAGCCAGAUGACCCCCUCCUUGGCAACACUCUAUACUCUAUCGGCAUUGUUUACAUGGAGGCGGGCGAUCUGGAAGAAUCCCUAAGAUUGCAUUUACGGGCGAUAGAAAUCCAUGAAGACUGCCAGGCAAAGUCGAAACACGACGGCUCCCCAACAGCGAUGGCCUAUUUGGAUUUGGGUCUUUGCUACUGGAGGAUGAAAAACUUUGAUCUUGCCUCGAUGUACAUCGAAAAACGUCUUGUAAUUCAUGAAUUGACCACGGGGAAGACAUCACUAAAAUAUGGGCAGGGGCUAUACUAUUUGUCACAAGUCAGAGAAUCGCAAGGAAAGUUCAAGGAGGCCAAGAGAGCUGCCAAGGAAUCUCUCAAAAUUUGUCAGAAGGAAACGCCCAACGAAUUCAAAACCGGACUGGGACUCCACAAAGUGGCAACCUUCUAUCACAGGGAGGGCGAUCUAAACAAGGCACUCUUUGAUCCUAACCCUCGAGUCGCAAGAUCCAUGUUCAGAAUGUCGGAGAUCCUCGCUGAUAUGGGUAAAGCUGAUGAAGCUGUCACAAUAAGGGAGAAGGCAGAACUAUUGAGGAGCACGAUUAAGACAUUUGCCUACGACCCUCGUGCGACAGUUGAGGCCUUUGACAAAUUGGUUCCUUCGUUUCUUGCUUAG
Molecule: messenger RNA, 2748 nt
Organism: Fusarium venenatum
Lineage: Eukaryota; Fungi; Ascomycota; Sordariomycetes; Hypocreales; Nectriaceae
Source: RefSeq, a predicted model, not a curated record